CGUCAUCAAACAAUCAUGGCGGACUACCGAGAGGCGCCCUUGGCUUCUCGGCCAAAAACGCUCGACCCAAAUGAGUAUUUUAAUGUCUCACUGGAUCAGCGACGUGCCGAAGAGGACAGGGCAGCGCUACGGGCGAAUCUAAAGAGGCAGUACCAGAUGCAGCUCAACAACCCGCACAGAAAAGAGCUCAUUGAAGACCCAGCGCUGACACGCUGGGUGUAUGCACGCGCCAACCCCUACUCCAACUUCAGGCCCACAUUCAAGACUUCUCUGUUGGGUGCAUUUUUUGGAGUUGUGCCUCUCUUUGUCCUCUACUACCUCUUCAAGACGGACAGGGAUAGGAAGGAAGAGCAGAUUAAGGCUGGAACCCUCAACCGAAAGUACAGUUUGUUAACAUGAGCUCUGAUGUAUCAAGACCUCCUUCGUGUGCUAGUGAUGCCUGUCUGUGUUAUUAUUAACAAAUAAAAUUAUUGUCAAAAACA
Molecule: messenger RNA, 482 nt
Organism: Pseudoliparis swirei
Lineage: Eukaryota; Metazoa; Chordata; Actinopteri; Perciformes; Liparidae
Gene: ndufb4
Product: NADH:ubiquinone oxidoreductase subunit B4
Exons: 3
Coding region: 16-399 (127 amino acids)
Cellular component (GO): mitochondrion
Source: RefSeq, a predicted model, not a curated record